AUGUACAGCGAUGUUGGCAGUAAGGUGAGAGUUGGCCUUGAAAACAGUGAUGAAUUUAACAUACAAGUUAGAAUACACCAGGGAUCAGUUCUUAUUCCACUCUUAUUCAUCAGAGUUCUCCAGGCCAUAACAGACAAAUUCAAAACUGGAUACCCAUGGAAACUACUAUAUGCUGAUGAUCUUGCUCUUAUUGCAAACUCUGAAGCAGAAUUGGAAAAGAAGUUCCAGGUUUGGAAGCAAAACCCGGAACCAAAGAUCUUUAAUGUUAACUUAGCUAAGACUAAAGUUGUUAGUGCAAGAAGAGAUAAUUCUCUCAUUCCAGCUGAUAAAUGGCCCUGUUCAAUAUGUAGAAAAGGCAUGGGGUGUAACUCCAUUUGCUGCACCAAGUAUGUAUAA
Messenger RNA from Octopus sinensis (East Asian common octopus), 396 nucleotides. RefSeq lists its product as uncharacterized. Bases 1 to 396 code for a protein of 131 amino acids. The transcript has 2 exons. NCBI's taxonomy places the organism in Eukaryota, Metazoa, Mollusca, Cephalopoda, Octopoda, Octopodidae. The record is from RefSeq and is a predicted model, not a curated record.